ACUCUAGCGAUGACAUCCUCCUCCUCCUCCCCGCCGCCUUUCGGCAAUCUUCGCCAGUCCCAGCCCCGACCAAUCUGCCCUCAGAUGGCAUGGAUCAGGGUCUUCCCCUGAACCCCGGUCCGCGCGGGGCGUCAGGCGGCAGCGGCGGGGUGCGAGCUACACGAGGCCGACAGCAGCGGCACUGCGGACGGCCACGGGCUGGCGACGAGCAGUGAGCGUGGGCGGGGCGGGGGUAAGCCCAAUGAGUAGCGGCUCGAUUGUUCUGGCCUGGCUAUGGCGCCUCUCCUCCCCCCCGCCAUGGCUCCCCGUGUCCCUGCUCCGCUCCUCUCAGUGAGUGAAAGUGGCCGCCGCCGCCGCCGGCCCAGCGCCCGCAGCCGCCUCAGCGCCGCCGCCAUCUUGGGGUCCCAGGAGCCGCCGAAGGAGCGAGCUAGGAGCGUCCACGCCCAACGCAGUCACCGUCCCACGGCCUCAGAGAGCGAACCGCGGCUCCACCGUCGGCGGGGCGACCCCCCCCUCCGGACCCCGCCCGCACCCCGCCCCCCCUCCGCCGCCGCCGCGGCGGCGGGGCCCGGCGGCCCGAGCCGUGUAGUCGGAAACCCUUGUGCAUGAAGACAGAUUUGUUCUAUGGCCUCGGAGUUGGGUGCCGGGGACGAUGGCGGCUGCACUGAGCUGGCAAAGCCCCUCUACCUUCAAUACCUGGAGAGGGCCCUCCGAUUGGACCAUUUCCUGCGACAAACAUCAGCCAUCUUCAACAGGAAUAUUUCUAGUGAUGAAAGUGAAGAUGGACUGGAUGACAGUAAUCCUCUAUUGCCUCAGUCUGGAGAUCCCUUGAUACAAGUUAAGGAAGAACCUCCAAAUUCAUUGCUUGGUGAGACUUCUGGAGCAAGCACUUCUGAAAUGUUAAACACAUACUCAUUGAAUGGAGUUCUACAGUCAGAAUCAAAAUUUGACAAAGGGAAUUUAUAUAACUUCUCUAAGUUGAAGAAAAGCAGAAAGUGGCUAAAGAGCAUCCUGCUGAGUGAUGAAUCCAGUGAGGCAGAUUCUCAUAGUGAAGACAACGAUGAAGGAGAAGAAGAAGAUGAUGACGAAGAGGAAGAACUCAGUCUCAGCAGAGAAGAUCUUCAUAAUAUGUUGCGACUGCACAAAUAUAAGAAACUUCACCAGAAUAAGUAUAGUAAAGAGAAGGAGUUGCAGCAAUACCAAUACUACAGUGCAGGGCUGCUCUCCACCUAUGACCCUUUCUAUGAGCAGCAGCGGCACCUUCUAGGACCCAAAAAAAAGAAAUUUAAGGAAGAAAAGAAACUUAAAGCUAAGUUGAAAAAAGUGAAGAAGAAAAGGCGAAGAGAUGAAGAACUUUCCUCUGAAGAAUCCCCUCGUCGCCACCACCACCAGACCAAAGUCUUUGCCAAGUUCUCUCAUGAUGCACCUCCUCCUGGCACCAAGAAGAAGCACUUAUCCAUUGAGCAGCUCAAUGCCCGUCGCAGGAAAGUGUGGCUCAGCAUUGUGAAAAAGGAACUACCAAAGGCCAACAAGCAGAAAGCUUCAGCUCGUAACUUGUUUCUCACCAAUAGCCGCAAGCUCGCCCACCAAUGCAUGAAGGAGGUGCGUCGAGCCGCCUUGCAGGCCCAAAAAAACUGUAAGGAGACUUUACCUCGUGCCCGCCGCCUCACCAAGGAAAUGCUUCUAUACUGGAAGAAGUAUGAGAAAGUGGAGAAGGAACACCGCAAACGUGCAGAGAAGGAAGCCUUGGAGCAGCGGAAGUUGGAUGAAGAAAUGCGGGAGGCUAAGAGGCAACAGCGAAAACUGAACUUCCUGAUCACCCAGACAGAGUUGUAUGCCCAUUUCAUGAGUCGUAAACGAGACAUGGGUCAUGAUGGGAUCCAGGAAGAAAUCUUAAGGAAACUGGAAGAUAGUUCUGCACAGAGACAAAUUGACAUUGGCGGAGGGGUGGUAGUUAACAUCACACAGGAGGAUUAUGAUAGUAACCAUUUCAAAGCCCAGGCCCUAAAGAAUGCUGAAAAUGCUUAUCAUAUUCAUCAGGCUCGGACAAGGUCAUUUGAUGAAGAUGCAAAAGAAAGUCGAGCAGCUGCCCUAAGGGCAGCAAACAAGUCUGGCACUGGGUUUGGGGAGAGUUAUAGCCUGGCAAACCCAUCUAUCCGGGCUGGUGAGGAUAUUCCACAGCCUACAAUUUUUAAUGGCAAAUUAAAAGGUUAUCAGCUGAAAGGCAUGAAUUGGUUGGCAAAUCUCUAUGAACAGGGUAUUAAUGGCAUUCUUGCAGAUGAAAUGGGCCUUGGUAAAACAGUACAGAGCAUUGCCCUCCUGGCCCAUCUGGCUGAGAGAGAGAACAUUUGGGGACCUUUCUUAAUAAUUUCGCCUGCAUCCACACUUAACAAUUGGCACCAGGAGUUUACUAGAUUUGUUCCUAAAUUUAAGGUGCUACCAUAUUGGGGAAAUCCUCAUGACAGAAAAGUCAUCAGGAGGUUUUGGAGUCAGAAGACCCUCUACACUCAGGAUGCCCCCUUCCAUGUGGUUAUCACCAGUUACCAGCUGGUGGUACAGGAUGUAAAGUAUUUCCAGCGAGUCAAGUGGCAGUACAUGGUAUUGGAUGAGGCUCAGGCACUCAAGAGUAGUUCCAGUGUUCGUUGGAAGAUACUCUUGCAGUUUCAGUGUCGGAAUCGGCUUUUGCUAACUGGGACCCCCAUUCAGAACACCAUGGCAGAGCUCUGGGCUCUGUUGCAUUUCAUUAUGCCAACGUUAUUUGAUUCACAUGAAGAAUUUAAUGAAUGGUUUUCCAAGGACAUUGAGAGCCAUGCCGAAAACAAAUCUGCCAUAGAUGAGAAUCAACUCUCUCGCUUACACAUGAUAUUGAAGCCAUUUAUGCUGAGGAGAAUCAAGAAAGAUGUGGAAAAUGAAUUGUCUGACAAGAUUGAGAUUCUAAUGUAUUGCCAACUGACCAGCCGACAGAAACUGCUGUAUCAGGCACUGAAGAACAAAAUUUCCAUUGAAGAUUUAUUGCAGUCUUCUAUGGGCUCUACCCAGCAAGCACAGACAACCACCAGCAGCCUCAUGAAUCUAGUCAUGCAGUUUAGGAAGGUAUGUAAUCACCCAGAAUUAUUUGAACGACAAGAAACUUGGUCUCCAUUUCAUAUUUCCCUAAAGCCAUACCAGAUUUCAAAGUUUAUCUACCGUCACGGACAGAUCAGGGUCUUCAACCAUUCACGAGACAGGUGGUUAAGGGUUCUUCUUUCUCCAUUUGCACCAGACUAUAUCCAACAGUCUCUCUUUCACAGAAAAGGUGUUAAUGAAGAAAGCUGUUUCUCUUUCCUUCGCUUUAUUGAUGUAUCUCCAGCUGAAAUGGCAAACCUCAUGCUUCAGGGACUUUUAGCCAGAUGGUUAGCUCUUUUCCUGUCUCUGAAAGCCUCCUACAGGCUCCAUCAGCUGCGCUCCUGGGGAGAGCCGGAAGGGGAGAGCCAGGAGAAAUAUCUGAGAAACAAGGAUUUCCUUCUUGGGGUUAAUUUUCCACUCUCCUUUCCCAACCUUUCCAGCUGCCCUUUGUUAAAGUCUCUGGUUUUCAGCAGCCACUGUAAAGCAGUGAGUGGCUACUCAGACCAGGUCAUCCAUCAGCGGAGAUCAGCUACCUCCUCGCUUCGUUGCUGCCUGCUCACUGAGCUGCCAUCUUUUUUGUGUGUGGCCAGUCCACGACUUUUGACUUUUCACCUCAAGAACAUGGACCCAAAGUUUUUAUAUAAUUCCAAUGUCACCGCAGUGCCAUUGGAUUCUUACUGCAAUGACCGAAGUGCAGAAUAUGAGCGGCGAGUGCUGAAGGAAGGAGGGAGUCUGGCAGCCAAGCAGUGUUUGUUGAAUGGGGCCCCUGAACUGGCGGCAGACUGGCUGAAUCGACGGUCCCAGUUCUUUCCAGAACCAGCUGGAGGACUGUGGAGCAUUAGGCCUCAGAAUGGCUGGUCUUUCAUCAGAAUUCCAGGCAAGGAGAGCCUCAUCACUGACAGUGGAAAGCUGUAUGCCCUUGAUGUCCUGCUGACUCGGCUCAAGUCUCAAGGACAUAGGGUCCUUAUCUACUCCCAGAUGACCAGGAUGAUAGACCUGCUGGAGGAAUAUAUGGUUUACAGGAAGCAUACCUACAUGAGGCUUGAUGGCUCAUCUAAGAUCUCAGAGAGACGGGACAUGGUUGCUGAUUUUCAAACCAGGAAUGACAUUUUUGUGUUCCUGCUAAGUACACGAGCUGGAGGACUGGGUAUCAAUCUGACUGCCGCAGAUACCGUGAUUUUUUAUGAUAGCGAUUGGAACCCCACUGUGGACCAGCAGGCCAUGGACAGGGCCCACCGCUUGGGGCAGACAAAGCAGGUUACCGUCUACCGCCUCAUCUGUAAGGGCACCAUUGAAGAACGCAUUCUGCAGCGAGCCAAGGAGAAGAGCGAGAUUCAACGGAUGGUGAUUUCUGGUGGAAACUUCAAACCAGAUACCUUGAAACCCAAAGAGGUGGUUAGUCUUCUUCUAGACGAUGAAGAGUUGGAAAAGAAAUUGAGACUCCGGCAAGAAGAGAAACGGCAGCAGGAGGAAACCAACCGAGUUAAAGAACGCAAGCGCAAGCGGGAAAAGUACGCAGAGAAGAAGAAAAAAGAAGACGAAUUGGAUGGCAAAAGGAGAAAGGAGGGUAUGAACCUGGUGAUCCCAUUUGUUCCCUCAGCUGAUAACUCCAAUCUCUCUGCGGAUGGGGACGACUCCUUCAUCAGCGUGGACUCAGCCAUGCCCAGCCCUUUCAGUGAGAUCUCCAUCAGCAGUGAGCUGCACACCGGCUCCAUUCCCCCGGACGAGAGCAGCAGCGACAUGCUGGUCAUUGUGGAUGACCCCGCCUCCUCAGCCCCUCAGUCCCGAGCCACCAACUCCCCUGCUUCCAUGACGGGCUCUGUCUCAGACACUGUGAAUGGGAUUUCCAUUCAGGAAAUGCCAGCCGCAGGACGUGGUCAUUCAGCCCGAAGCCGAGGCCGCCCUAAAGGUUCGGGAAGCACAGCCAAAGGAGCCGGAAAGGGCCGGAGCCGAAAGUCCACUGCAGGCAGUGCUGCCGCCAUGGCAGGAGCCAAAGCAGGGGCUGCCGCAGCCUCCGCCGCUGCCUAUGCUGCAUACGGGUACAACGUGUCUAAAGGAAUCUCCGCCAGCAGUCCUCUGCAGACAUCCCUCGUUCGGCCUGCUGGCCUUGCUGACUUUGGACCUUCAAGCGCCUCUUCUCCCUUGAGCUCCCCUUUAGGCAAAGGAAAUAAUCUUCCUGGGACUCCCAAGAGCCUCCACUUGACCAGCAGCCUAGCCCCAGACUCCCUGGUCCGGAAACAGGGCAAAGGCGCCAAGCCCUCGGGAGGACGGUAACCACCUGGCCCUCUAGCUUCCUUCAGCCACUCCGGGGGCUCACGCCCUGGCCUUCAGGUGGUCUUUGGAUAGCUUGCCCAGUGCAGCAUCUUCCAUCCCAAGCCACGGGGCAGCAAGGACCAGUUGCAACAAGGGAAAGACAGGCAGGUGGCUGGUGUGAGGACUUGGAUCAUCCAUGUCUCAAGAGGAAUGCUCUGGGGUUGCCUGUAGGAAAAAGGCCCAAGGACAGGGAUCAGACCCACAGCCUCUCAAAGGACCUUAUAGGCAAGUCUUAAACCUCACACUGGGGAAGGGCUGACAGAGACCCCGUCUCGAUGCUCAGGCACAUAGUCUCCAUCCCCAUUCCACUCUUCAGCUCUGGCCAUGUCCCUUGCAAAGGCUCUACAAGUGCUGUGAAGAGCCUUCCACGGUGGAGACUUCUCUUAGGGCUGUGAUUUCCUGGGGGGCUCGGAAGGGAGGAAAUCAUGUAGUUGGCGUUCUCAGUUGUUGAGCAACCCAAGUCUCCAAACCCAUUCACCAGAGUGUUACGGCUGAGGAGAGCAGCAAAUGCAGGACAAGGUGGCGGCUGUGAGGAUGGCACAAGGCUAGAGGCGGCAGGCGUGGAGGCAGUUGUUUCCCAGCAUUUCCUCUCCUGCCCUGCAUGGUUCGCAUCAGAGAACCUUCAGGUCCCACCAGCAAAAGUAGCCGCAGCUCCCACCCUGGGACUCCCAGAAGCCAGUAAGAGACCAGGAGCCACUCAAUCAGCAGGACAGCCUCACUGCCCCUCUUGCAGGCUCCCCUUGCCCCUCCUGAAUGCACAGUCUCCCCGCCCUUGCCCUUCAGCCCCCUGCUUGGCUGUAUGCACUGUCUGUAUUGCACUGAGAAAGGAAGGGACGGUGGAGAGAGAUGGAGAGGAUGGAGCAAGGGCAGGCUCAGCACCCAUCUCCCAGCCCGGCCCCGCCAGCCCGAGCUCGCUUCCCUUCAGGAGCGGCAAAGGGGUGGUGUUCACAUGGGAGGUGUUUCUGCCUACCCCCAGCCUGAUGUCCCUGGUGGAGCAGGUGCUUCUGGGCGGGUCCGCCUCUAAUUUGCACACCUGAAAAUCGCGGAAUUGAGUUUAGAUAGAUUGAUUUUUUAAACUUUUUUUUUGAGUAGGGGUGGUAGGGGAAUCAUUUAAUUUAAAUCAUUAAGAUUCCCCUGUCCAAACCCAGACUCCUGUGUACAGAUGCUAUUUAGAGGGAAUCAGAAAAAUGCCAAGCCUUUUUUCUCUUUGAAUGUGCUGUCUAUUUUUAUAACUGAACCUGUACAUAUGUAUAAAGAGAGACACAUCUUUCUUUUACUAACUGGAGAAAAUCUUAAAUAAAAUGGAGUGAGAUAAUUUUAUGUAAA
Messenger RNA from Bubalus bubalis (water buffalo), 6744 nucleotides. RefSeq names its product INO80 complex ATPase subunit (gene INO80). Gene Ontology annotation, cellular component: Ino80 complex; nucleus. Gene Ontology annotation, molecular function: ATP hydrolysis activity; ATP binding; DNA binding. NCBI's taxonomy places the organism in Eukaryota, Metazoa, Chordata, Mammalia, Artiodactyla, Bovidae. The record is from RefSeq and is a predicted model, not a curated record. Gene Ontology annotation, biological process: chromatin remodeling; DNA-templated transcription; DNA repair. The transcript has 37 exons. The coding region runs from base 625 to 5379 and encodes 1584 amino acids.